Ostrea edulis (European flat oyster) is the source of this 4999-nucleotide messenger RNA. Its product is annotated as ubiquitin-conjugating enzyme E2 Z-like. The coding region runs from base 66 to 1016 and encodes 316 amino acids. The transcript is spliced from 7 exons. Gene Ontology annotation, biological process: negative regulation of apoptotic process. Gene Ontology annotation, cellular component: nucleus. Gene Ontology annotation, molecular function: ubiquitin conjugating enzyme activity; cysteine-type endopeptidase inhibitor activity. The record is from RefSeq and is a predicted model, not a curated record. NCBI's taxonomy places the organism in Eukaryota, Metazoa, Mollusca, Bivalvia, Ostreida, Ostreidae.
GCUUUCGUGUAUUUAGUCUAACCGAAAUGUCCGCCAUCUUUGUGUAAUUGGCCUGACCAGUAAAUAUGGCAGCCUCCAAGGAAGCUGACGACGAAGGGAAUGAAACUUUGGGUUUUGUUAUUGACGAGGUCAUAAAUAACAUCGCUUCUUCGUGGGAUCCAACACACUCUACGGACUGGGAAAGCGAGAAGGCUACUUCACAGUGUUUAAUGAGGAUAAAACGAGACAUAAUGUCCAUCUACAAUGAACCGCCACCGUGUAUGUGCAUAGUGCCCCAUAAAGAUGACAUGACAAUGAUUCAUGCUUUGAUAACGGGGCCAUUUGACACACCAUAUGAAGGAGGAUUCUUCUAUUAUAUAAUCCGUUGUCCUCCAGAUUAUCCAAUCAGAGCACCACGUGUAAAACUCAUGACAACGGGGGAUAACCAAGUCCGAUUCAAUCCAAACCUGUAUAAAAACGGAAAAGUCUGUCUAAGCAUACUUGGAACAUGGUCAGGUCCUGCGUGGAGCCCGGCACAAAGUCUGUCCAGUGUUUUGAUCUCAAUUCAGUCCUUAAUGAACGAAAAACCAUACCACAAUGAACCAGGAUUUGAGAGGGAAAGGGUGGCUGGUGAUGUAAAGCGAUACAAUGAAAUUAUUCAACAUGAAACCCUGAGGGUGGCUGUCUGUGAUAUGUUGGAGGGGAGGUGUAAUUGCCCAGACACUCUCAAAGAAGUAAUGGAAACCUCAUUUUUGGAGUAUUAUGACUACUACAAAUCUAUAUGCUCUUCUAAGAAGCACUUACAAGGUCAGACUAUGCAGGAUCCUUUUGGUGAAAAAAGAGGCUGUUUUAAUUACAAAUCAAUUGAAAGUCGACUUGAAAAAAUAAAGGGACAGUUAGAUGAGAAACGGAUACUAUCUAGUGACUCAUCUGAAGAGUCGGAUAUGGAAACAAAUGAGAAAACCAGUGACAGUAUGGAAGAUAAGGGGGCGGAGACUGCAGAGGUCGAAGAGGUCAAUGUGAAGACUGACAGUUGAUGCAAAGUUCUGUGAUAGAAAUAUAAUGUAAUAUGUACAUAUAUUACACCAUUAUAUGAACUGAGUACCACUGUUGGUGUAAUAGACAUGCUGAUUUUCUCUCUUGGACAAAUACCUUCAUUGCAUACCAUGUCUUGGGGGGAAAAAACAUGUGGAACUAAAGCUGUAGUAUGUGUAUGUAACAAUGCACAAAUGCUAAACCAUGUGCUCUGAGUACAGACUAGUGACAAUAUUUCAAAUGUGUUUUGUUAUUAUGGUCAUGGAAUGCAUGUUAAAAAAUUUUUUUUAGAGCUUAUUAUUAAGCUUCAUGGAAGGAUGGGUUGAAUUAUUUCACAUAGUCUUUCAAAUGUUUCUGUUAAUCUUCACAUAGAUUUUUAUGAGAAUAAUGUGUACAUAUAUCAUGUUCAUACAUUGCAUGUUAAUUAGUGAAAUAAUGCUUGUUAAUUAGUGAAAUAAUGCAUGUUAAUUAGUGAAAUAAUUUGAUUUGUUAAGAACAUCGGUUUGAAAGCGAGGUGUUCAUCUUUUAAGCUUUUGCAUUCUUAUAUCAUUAUAGUGGCAGAUCCGGAGGAAUUGUUACAGGUGUUGCAACCCCCCUCCUCCUUUUGGUUGGAUAUUUUUCACAGAUAUUGUCUUUUUUUUGAGAUUCUGUAAUCCCCCAGAAAAGACACAAACUUGGGUUGCAGUCCCUCCUUUUAAAAUUUUCUUAAUUCACCACCAUAUAUUAUAAAAAAAUUUGUAGCAGUGAUCAAAAUCUUGAGGAAUGCAGAGGGGCUGAUUGUGGUUAUUUUAAUGUGUACUGUAUGUUUAAAUUGAUAUCCGUUCAUAAAUGAGACAUAGUUGUGUUGUUCGACCAAACUGGGUACAUCACAUAAUUUUAUAGUGGACCAAUUUUCAUGAAGCAAUUUUUCUUUAGAGGUGUGUAUUCAGAAAAAUAAUCAACUCAGUGUUUUUGGAGAAAAUGAAGGAGCAACAUACAUAUGCCAUUGAAGCAAAAAUAAAAUCAGGAACAUAGUUACAUGUAUAAUUUUAAAAUUCAUCACCUGUCUGCAGGAUGGAUCAGUGGUUAGGCUGUAAUGUGUUCCGAGUUCUAGAAGCGUUUUAAUUUUUUCCUAAUUAUUUACACUAAAAUUGCAAUUUUUUACUACACAAGGUAAACAUUUUAUAUUUCCAACACUGCAACUAAUUUGAUUCACAUAAUCCUAUUAUUUUUUUUUUUUUAUUCAUGGCAAUUUUGAUUAGCGUAUCAUAUCUACACAAGAAUGGCAUGUUAUAUAGAUAGUGAUCUGAUUAUUUAGGAAUUGAUGCAGUAAGAAAAUUGAGCAAUCUUUGAACUUAAUAACCAAUGAACACUGGUAAGCUCUAAGUGUCAAACAUAUAUAUAUAUUCUUAUAUUAAAUAACUUAUCUUUGAAAUGCACAUGUAAGAAUAUUACAGGUACAUGCAUUAUAUUUGCCUCUGACUUGCUGAUACUUACAAAUGUACAUAUGAAAAUUUUUAAAGCAGAUCUUGUUUUCAAUAGCAUACAUGAUACACGAUAGUGUAAUUUCUAAUAACUACAUGUACCAAUGAUAGAUGCAAGGAAAACAGACAAAUUAAUUUCUAAAUGAAUAAUAAACAGGACUGUCAGGGGGUUGUUUUAGACUUUUAAAUUUAGGUUUACAUGAUUGUAUGCAAAGUAAAACAUAAAUGUGACUGUCAUUCAGUUGGGAAUGCUAUAGAAAAUUUCAAAAAAAAAUUUUUGCAGUUUAUUUUUUUGUUUUGUUGAGGAAGAUUUUUUUCUAUAUACUCACUAGAAUUGCAAAUUGCUAAUAAAAAUAAUAUGAAUAAAGUUUUUUUUUUUUUUAAAAGCUAAAAAAAAAAAAAAAAAUGAAAUAAAAUAUUCACGUAUGAUUCCAGCAUUUAAAAAAUGUGAUGGUACAAUUUCUUCAAAAUGAUCCAUUAAAUUUUUCUCUAUACUUGAAUUAUAGACUGUGCACACUCAUUAACUUGAAGGGACAUGGACACGAUUUGAGUUGAAAAUUUUCAAAUUUUUAUUUUUUGAACUGUUAAUGUUUAGAAUGCUUAACUUAGGUAUUACUUAUGAUCAGCAAAAAAUUUUAAUGUCAGUUAUCAAGGUACAUGGGAGAUACAGAGGUCACAAGUCCUUGUUUAGCUGCAAUAAUGUAGCCCUCUCUGAUUUUUUUUUUUUUAGGGAGAGGGCUACAACUCCUUAGGAUCUCCGUAAUGGUGCAAAUGCGGGAGUGAUUCACUCCCGCAACAUUUGCGCUCAUUCUAAACAUUUCCUGACUUUCUUUACGUAAAUAAAACGAUAUUCUAUGUUUCUUAGUCAAUAUAUAAAUUUACAACCUGCAACUUAAGAUUUGUGAGGCUCUAUUCUACCAUUUUCAACAAUUUCGAUAAAUUCCAAUUUCUCGAUUCAUAUUUGUGCGCCAUGUUUGAUGUACUGAAGUUUCAACUUCCGAUUGUCAAGUAAUUUGCAUAUGCCAUAUAAGGUAGUAUUUACAGCAAUGGACAAGUAUGGAGGCGAAAGCUAUUUCGUCGGUAUUGAAAAGGUUUGAAUUUAAUAUCAAGUUAAAAACCGAACAGCAGAGUGUAAAUUCUUUCUGCAACAAUAUGAUUUUCCUUUCUUUGUCGAAGUGGCUCGAGUAACUACAUUUUCGCGCUGAUUGUCAAUGUUUAGGUUUUUCAUUAGAUCCACCUACGAGAUCUCGCGAUAACAAGCAUGGCGGAGCAGACGAAGAAUUUUGCAUGCUGUACAGUAUAUUUAAUGAAAAACACCUUUAUUAGACAUGCCCGAGUACAAAGUUGGUACUCCUUUUGGUGUAAACAACAUUUGGGACUAAUACACAGAGUUUAUUAUCGGUUAUUCAUAAAAUUAUUUUGCACCAUUACGGAGAUCCUAUGGAAUUGUAGCCCUAUCCCGAAAACGUCAGAAUUAAAAAAAAUUGGAUAGGGCUACAUUAUUGCAGCUAGUCCUUGUUAUGUAAACAAGGCUCGAGCAUGCCAUAUUUUUGUUUACAUAGGUUAAAUAAACUAGUAAAAGUUUCGUUUAAAGCAGAGUUUUUCAAUUUAUAAGACUUUAGUGAAUUCUUAACACAAUUGAGUAUUUUCUAGUGUUUGACACAUUUCAUUUUGUUUUAAACACGCUAUUUUUUAUUAAACAGUCUAAUGUAAACAACAACAUGGCACGAGCCUUGUUUAAAUAGCAAGAAUUGCGAGUGCCGUAUCACACUUAUAACUGAUAUUCAAAUUUUGGUUGACCAUUACAAAUUCUUUAGUUAAGCAAUAAAAAUGGAAAAAUAAAAUUUGAAAAUUUUCAUCUUAAAUUGUGUCCAUGCCACUUUAAAGACUGGUUGUGUAGAUCAUAAUUUAAAUAUAUAAGUUUUUGUAUGUGUAUUUCUGUUGCUUUAACUUUUGCUCAACUACAUGUAGAUCACAAUAUAUAUAACAAUAUCCCUUCUGAAUCAUGAAAGGGAGGGGGCAGAUACAGUUUGUGAAUUUAUUUGCUAAUGCAUUGCAAUUUCAAUCACUAAUUGUGAUAACUUAUAAGAUUGGGAGUUGUGUGUAAUGAAAUAUGGGAUUAUAUUGUCUAUUAUACAUGUAUAUUUUUUGUUCUGGAAUCCUAUGGAUUAGUACAAUGUUGAUAGUAAGAUAUUCUUUGUAUUAUAUGUGAUAGCGAAAGAGUAUUCUAAAAAUUGUCCUUUUUUCCCCCAUGAAUGCACUUGUAAUGCUCAUACUAAUAAAUGUUGAUUUUACAAUACAUGUAAUAAUGUUUUUUUUGCGUCAUUGAAUCUGUAGAGUGUUUUAUACUCAAUAAAUGCAUAUUUAAAUAUUUUUUUUUAAAAGUUGUUUGUCAUUUGCUGUUUAUUUGUAGGAAGGAAUAAAAAGUAUAUUAAAAUUUGCUGUUACUAAUAUUUUGUUUAUGACAUAGUCACUCAUAGUGUCACUGUCAUGUACUAAUAAAAAUGUUGAAAUGCAAAAUA